Molecule: messenger RNA, 1844 nt
Organism: Arabidopsis arenosa
Lineage: Eukaryota; Viridiplantae; Streptophyta; Magnoliopsida; Brassicales; Brassicaceae
Source: the annotation of a GenBank genome assembly
GAAGAAAAAACGCAAAAUGGCGAGCCUUGUCUACGGGACGCCGUGGCUUAGGGUUAGGUCUUUACCGGAGCUUGCUCCAGCUUUUCUCAGACGUCGUCAAUCUUCUUUAUUUUAUUGUUCUCGGCGAAGCUUCGCGGUGGUUGCGUGUUCUUCACCAGUUAAUAAUGGUGGGUCUGUUAGAGUUCGUUUCGCGCCUUCUCCUACUGGUAAUCUCCAUGUAGGUGGAGCAAGGACUGCUCUUUUCAACUACUUGUUCGCGAGGUCUAAAGGGGGGAAAUUUGUGCUGAGAAUUGAAGAUACAGAUUUGGAGAGAUCAACACGUGAAUCUGAAGCAGCUGUUCUUCAGGAUCUCUCAUGGCUGGGUCUGGAUUGGGAUGAAGGUCCUGGAGUUAGUGGAGACUUUGGUCCUUAUCGACAAUCUGAAAGAAAUGCUUUGUACAAACAAUAUGCAGAGAAGCUAUUAGAGUCAGGUCAUGUCUAUCGAUGCUUUUGCUCAAGUGAGGAACUUGUAAUGAUGAAGGAGAAUGCAAAGUUGAAACAGUUGCCUCCAGUAUAUACCGGGAAAUGGGCAACAGCUUCUGAUUCUGAAUUAGAGCAAGAGUUAGAAAAGGGAACACCUUUUACUUACCGGUUCCGUGUGCCAAAGGAAGGCUCUUUGAAAAUUAAUGACCUGAUUCGUGGCGAGGUAUGUUGGAACUUGGAUACUCUUGGAGAUUUUGUGGUAAUGAGGAGUAAUGGCCAACCUGUUUACAACUUUUGUGUUACGGUAGAUGAUGCUACCAUGGCUAUAUCACAUGUUAUAAGGGCUGAAGAACACUUGCCUAAUACUUUGAGGCAGGCUCUAAUUUACAAGGCUCUGGAGUUCCCGAUGCCUCAGUUUGCACAUGUUUCUUUAAUUCUAGCUCCGGAUAGAAGUAAACUGUCAAAGCGACACGGGGCAACUUCUGUAGGCCAGUACAGAGAGAUGGGAUAUCUACCUCAGGGAAUGGUUAACUAUUUGGCACUCUUAGGUUGGGGAGAUGGGACUGAAAAUGAAUUCUUCACACUCGAGGAACUUGUUGAAAAAUUCUCGAUCGAACGUGUCAACAAAAGUGGUGCGAUUUUUGAUUCAACAAAGUUAAGAUGGAUGAAUGGUCAACAUCUAAGGGCACUUCCAAAGGAAAAACUAACAAAACUUGUUGGUGAGCGAUGGAAGAGUGCCGGUAUCUUAACAGAAUCCGAGGGGAGUUUUGUAGAUGAAGCAGUCGAGCUUCUCAAGGAUGGGAUUGAGUUGGUGACAGAUUCAGACAAAGUACUUUUGAACUUGCUUUCAUAUCCUCUGCACGCUACCUUGGCUAGCCCUGAAGCUAAGCCUGCCGUGGAAGACAAACUUCAUGAAGUAGCAGCCAGCCUCAUAGCUGCUUAUGACAGCGGUGAGAUUCCAAGCGCUUUAGAAGAAGGACAAGGUGCUUGGCAGAAAUGGGUGAAAGCCUUUGGCAAAUCAUUGAAACGCAAAGGUAAAUCACUUUUCAUGCCACUACGAGUGUUGUUAACGGGAAAACUCCAUGGUCCUGAGAUGGGCACCAGUAUUGUUCUGAUUCACAAAGCUGGAAGUCCCGGUAUAGUGGUUCCUCAGGCUGGGUUUGUAUCCAUGGAGGAACGGUUUAAAAUUCUCAGGGAGAUAGACUGGGAAGCUUUGAACAAAGAUAAGAGUGUGCCUCUUGAAUCUACAGCCACAAUAUCAACCUGAGAGAACUCCCCUUUUCUAUUUUUCUUCAAUUUUCGGUUAGUUGGUGAGAAAGACAGCCCAGAGAUUUUGAUUCCUUUUGCAUUUCUUGUUCCCGAAACAAAUGGCACAACGAAAU